AUGGCGUCGAUCACAAAUUGCAAGGAUCCAAAAGAUAUGAUAACAGGCUUCGAAUUCCCGCAAGUGCGAAAAACGUCAAGUUUUGUGUUUUGGAAUAGGACCAGGAUUUAUGUAAUGGUUUUGACAUUAAUCUGCUUAACAUUCAUGCAGAUGAACACGUUAACAUUGAAUUUUACUGUAAUUUGUAUGGACGAUAUUGUAGAGGAUUUCCAUAUGUUCCAUAAUUCCACAGAAACCCAUUGGUUCGAGCGAAGUACUGAAAAAUCGCUACUCUUCUCGGGAGUAGCUAUCGGUGGACUUAUAGGCCUUGUACCAUCAGUACCUCAAAUAAGCUCCAUCGGUCUUCGCAACACUCAAACAAUAUCCGGCUUCAUCUCCGGGCUCGGAUCAUUUCUAUUCCCACUGGCUGUCUCCGUCGGCUUCUACACAUCAUUCCUGUGUAGAGUUCUGCAAGGCAUCGGAGCCGCCGUCCUGUUCACCGCAGUUGGCGUUGUGCCAGGCGUCUGGGCUCCGAAAAGUGAAGCGAACACAUUUAUGUCAAUACUUGCGUGUGCUUUUCAACUGAGUAAUGUAAUAUGUAUGCCGGUUUCCGGAUUGCUUUGUGAAUCGGCGGUUGGUUGGCGAUCGAUUUAUUAUAUAUCCGGAGCAAUCACUUUUGUUUUGUAUACGGUUUUUUGGUUCACCUAUACCGAUGACCCGAAGUUGCACAGAAACGUCUCGCAAAAAGAACUGCGAAAAAUUUCCACCGGAAAAGUCGAAAAAAUCAAGGAACCAGUUCCAUACUUUGCAGUUUCCACAGACCCGACAGUCAUCAUUUCUUGGAUUUCACUUUUUGGUGGAAACAUGGGCUUCUACGUUUUGUGUAUCUAUGGACCCACAUACCUCCGAGAAGUUUUGAAAUUCGAUGUGAAGGAGACCGGUUUUCUCACAGCACUUCCGUUCAUCCUAUCAGCGAUCGCCAAGUUUUCAGCUGGCCGGAUCUCUGACAAGCUUACUGGAUUGUCUGAAAGAGCAAGAUUCGUAUUUUUUGCAUCGAUUUUUCAAAUUGGUCUAGUCGCCGGAUUGGUGGUCAUGGCUUUUACUACCAACCGGGUGAUUGCUCAAAUUGCCUUUAAUUUUGCAAUUGUAUCAUCUGGGUUGAAUAUUAUGGGAGUUGUAAAGUGUGUACAAUUGCGCUGUCUUCAACACGUCCAUUACACUCUGACCGUUAUGUCGUUCACUGCCUACGCCUCACAAUUCCUGUCCCCAACUUUAGUCAGCAUAAUCUGCCCGAAUUAUACUAACGAACAGUGGAAAACAUUUUUCCUGGUUAUCAGCGGACUCAUUGUUGCCUGCAACGCAGGAUUCCCAUUUUUGGCAAGGUCCGAUGCGGCGGGAUAUACGAAAAAACAAGAACCAACAGUGAAAUGUUAA
Messenger RNA from Caenorhabditis elegans, 1413 nucleotides. It is a transcript of the gene F56A4.10, whose product is annotated as Major facilitator superfamily (MFS) profile domain-containing protein. Gene Ontology annotation, biological process: transmembrane transport. Gene Ontology annotation, molecular function: transmembrane transporter activity. The transcript has 7 exons. The record is from RefSeq and is marked reviewed. Lineage: Eukaryota; Metazoa; Nematoda; Chromadorea; Rhabditida; Rhabditidae. Gene Ontology annotation, cellular component: membrane. Bases 1 to 1413 code for a protein of 470 amino acids.